AGAAACUAAAACUUACCUAAGAGACAAAAUAACAGGUAGUUAACUACGGGAAAACGGGGUGAAUGCAAGCCAGUCCAGUCUAGUCAUUAGCGGGUCCCGUGAGGUAAGAUAACCGUUCGACGGCGUUGUGACAAGUGCUUAGGUUAACACUUAACAAACACGGAGCUUCCUUAGCUCUCUCCAUCUUUUCCAACUUGGGUAAUAUUCGUGAAUGGGAACCACCGCAUCUUAGCAAGUCUACAUUAACUAGUUUACUUUAUACUACCUUACUGUAGCUUAUCAUCAAUAAUUCCUAUCGACGUCCUAAUAUAUAAACUGAAGUCAUCCAUUCUCCUCAUACUUUUAUCCUUCCGUCAAUUCUACCUUCAAUCAUAAGAUUCCCCUUUCUUAUUGGACGCCCGAACUUAAGGAAAAGGAUAUCGGACACUAUGAAUCCUCAGAAUCUAUACACCGACCAGGAGUGGGAGGAGGUCUCGCAAGAUCUUCCGAAGGAGAGCGAUCCCUUCAUUCAGAAGUAUCUUCAAGGCCGUGAGGCGCUCAUAGCAGAAGAGAAUAAGGAACGCAGCGAUGCGUCAUUCAAGAAGAGCCUCUCUCCUAUUGCAAAGCGCGCCUGUGAUAUAGUGGCGCGUAUCCGGGAUGAAGAGAAGAACACAGUGUGGACGCCGCAGCUAGAGGACUCGCUCGCUCAGGAAGCUGAUAUUGUCGUGCACCCGGGCAUGAUGUUCUCCCUGUCCAAGGAACGAAUGGAAAGUACCAAAUUAUGGAAUAUAGUCCGACGCAUGCCUAAGGGUGCUUUGCUACACGCCCACCUAGAUGCCAUGGUCGACUUCGAGUAUCUAUUUGAAGUACUCUUCGCAACUCCAGGCAUACAUUUGUCCGCCGACCAGCCGCUGACAUCAGACAAAGAGAGGGAAGCUGCUAAAUUAACAUUCCGCUUUUUCAAACAACCACGCACCGAAAGUAACGUUUGGAACCCCGAUUAUGAAAGCGGCACUUUCGUCCUGCUUACUCAGGCUGCGGACGCGUUCCCCGAGGGCGGGAAAGCCGGUUUUCUAAAGUGGCUUUACUCACGGUGCACUAUCUCGCGGACGGACGCCGUCUCCCAGCACCACGGUGUUGAUCACAUAUGGCAAAAAUUCUACAAGUGCUUCCGGGUGGUCGGGUCCAUGAUCCACUACGAGCCUAUCUUCCGCAAGUUUCUCCAGCGGCUUAUGAGUUUACUAAAAGCAGACGGGAUCAACUGGUGCGAAUUCCGCUUCUCGUGGGCACUGGACUAUUAUAAACAGGACAGCGAGAAGCCCGAGUCUGACUACAGCGCAAUGAUGACUGUCUUAGACGAGGAGGUGGCACGGUUCAAGGAAUCUGAAGAGGGAGAGGGAUUUUGGGGGCUUAGGGUUAUAUGGGCUGCUCUACGGUUUUUUCCAACUCGAAAUAUCGUGGAAAACAUGGAACAGUGCAUCGAGACUAAGAUCACGCAUCCUCACCUAAUCGCCGGGUACGACUUGGUCGGUCAGGAAGAUGGCGGUCGGCCCCUAUGUGACCUACUUCCUGAGCUAUUUUGGUUUCGCAAGCAAUGUGCCCAGGAGGGUGUCAAUAUCCCCUUCUUCUUCCACGCCGGCGAGUGUCUCGGAUCCGGUAGCGAGACAGAUCACAAUUUAUUCGACGCUGUGCUCCUGGGAACGAGACGUAUCGGCCACGGGUUUAGCUUGUACAAGCAUCCCCUACUCGUCAAUCUCGUCAAAGAGAAGAAGAUCUUGGUGGAAAGCUGCCCUAUAUCGAACGAAGUCCUCCGCCUCUGCGGUUCCGUCAUGAGUCAUCCUCUUCCCGCUCUGCUCGCGCGGGGAGUAGCCUGCUCAUUAUGUAACGAUGACCCGGCCAUGCUCGGUCAAGACACGGCCGGGUCCACGCACGACUUCUGGCAGGCGCUGCAGGGUUGGGAGAAUUUAGGGCUGGCAGGGCUGGGGAGUCUAGCCGAGAAUAGUAUACGGUGGGCAGCGUUCAAGGAUCAGUCUGCCGAGGAGUGGAGCAGAGACAUCAGGGAAGCAAGUACGGGAAGCGGGACUAAGGCACAGAGGUUGAAGGAAUGGGAGAUCGAGUGGGAGAAGUUCUGCGUGUGGGUCGUUGACGAAUUCGGCCAAGAUUAGAGGGAAAAGGGGGGGGGGGUGUAAGCGCGGGAGUGUGUUGGAGGUUGCCUAAGGCAAAUGGCGGAGACGAGCAAAAAGCUACUGCGCCAUUCGCGAUGGGUCGAAUCCCACAUUCCCGACAUGAUUUCCCGGUGGUACAGCUUAGGCGGAUGCCCCCGCGGUUCAACACGAAGAAUCCUGAAGGGUAAAAAAAUUUUCAGUUGGGGAAAUUGAGGCUCUGCGACAACUGACAAACUAGAAUUGGGGUUUGGGAUCGGCACCACUGUAUGAUGGUACGCUCCCGUCGACCCGCAGCCUUAGGUAGUGCGACAGCGGCUUACCUGCAGAUCUCGGUGACGUUGACGUACAGCGGCGUAGGGCACAAAAGAAAAAGAAGAAAAAAAAGCUUAUGGUCGCACGCAGAAAAGGACAAGUUGUUGGCUUACUGGGGCCGUCGGGGAAGACGUUUGCUAAUUUAUUUAAGGCUGAUUCUACGAAAAGGCGGGACGAGGGGAUGAGGGGGGAGUUACGCAGUAGGGCUAAGGCUGCAGGGACGAAGAUCAUGGCUUAGUUCAACACGACUUGCCUUCCAUGCCCUCUCACAAGAUAAUAGUAGUCACGUAGAUGAGAUGUGUAGGUACCUAAUGUAUGUAUGUAGGUAUGUAUGUAGGUAUGUAUGUACGUGAGAUUACAUACAUGCUAGAGUCGUAUGACGUUCCUCAUAA
Messenger RNA from Daldinia decipiens, 2848 nucleotides. RefSeq names its product Metallo-dependent hydrolase. The record is from RefSeq and is a predicted model, not a curated record. Lineage: Eukaryota; Fungi; Ascomycota; Sordariomycetes; Xylariales; Hypoxylaceae. Gene Ontology annotation, biological process: inosine biosynthetic process; adenosine catabolic process. The coding region runs from base 429 to 2144 and encodes 571 amino acids. The transcript has 3 exons. Gene Ontology annotation, molecular function: adenosine deaminase activity.